ACCGUUAUGCUAACUAAAAUGAACAUAAAAGUUGUAGGUUGUUUAUUAUCUACAUCUUUUCAAACAACAAAAUAUCUACUUUUUAAUUUGGUGAAACAUCGGCAUGAUUUGGUUAAUAAAUAUACUAUUAGAGGUCUUAUGGACAUUGAAUGGACGAGAUGUUUAUGGAAAAUAAAUCAAAUUCUCGGUGGUGCGAAACGUCAAGAUACUGAAGCAAUAUUUAUCAAUGAAACCUAUAUAGGCACUUAUGCAGAAUUUCAAAACUAUUUAAGCGUCAAAUACAAUAUAACUAUGAGCUUAUGGUCUGUGAAUUGUAAACAACUUGCAUCGAUUGAUAUUCAAGAUUAUUAUAAUAAUAAAUCGACAUUCGUACGUAUGGUUUUUGAAGUUAACAAUUGGGAAAUUGGCCACGUUAUUUUCGUUCUAUUUGAUAAACUAGUUCCAAAAACUUGUAAGUAUUUCAAACAGUUAUGUAUAAAUAAAACUGAAGGAUACUUGAACAGUUUUAUACACAGGAUUGAUAUAAAUAAUGGUUUUAUUCAAGCCGGGCGAAUCUUAAAUAAAAUGGCGUAUUUAAAAAAAGAAAACUUUUCAGUAAGUCACGAUAGAAGAGGUGUGCUGUCUUUAGCUAGUAGACGAACAUAUUUCAAUGGUCCGGAAUUUAUUAUUAGUUUUCGACCAAAUCCUUGGAUGAACGAUAAAUAUGUGGCGUUUGGACAUGCUGUCGAGGGCGAGAAGACCUUAAAAAUAAUUGAGAAAUUGUCAAACGCUCGUGUAAUCUCCGACCGACAAAUUCGCAUAACUUCGUGUGAUGUACUGCCGAACUGUACUCGUUCUGUAAAAACAAAAUUAGACACAUUUUUAUACACAAUUAUCGAUAAAAUUAUACACAAAGCUAUGUACACAUACGCGUACGGUAAACCCAAACCACUCCACUUGCCCAUCACAACUGAUCUUGAGUACGUAAAAUCGAUUAUUCAGACCUUAACGAACAAAGUUAUGAGUAAAAUCGAAGACUCUGCGUCACCUCAAGAAACCAAAUCAUUAAUUGUUGUGGAUUAUUCGAAACGCUCCAAGCUACGUCUGGGUUCCAUGACUAUUCCGAGCGCGCCAUCUAGCUGCAAGGACGAAACGAAGAGAAAAUAUUCGCUGAUAAAGUUGAAGCCAUAUUCUGCCGGGUUUAACGAAACUGCGAGUCGAAUACUAGGAACUGAAAAAAUUUCUACGAUAAAAUCGAAACGCGCGAGCGCUUGCAGUGCAACAUCGAUCGGCAAAAACACCAAAUACGGUGUCAAUUUAUCAGCAGAUCAUAAGGAUUAUUGGAAAUAUAAAAAAAUAUAUGACGGCAUUGCCGAUUGA
Messenger RNA from Metopolophium dirhodum (rose-grain aphid), 1359 nucleotides. Its product is annotated as probable inactive peptidyl-prolyl cis-trans isomerase-like 6. The coding region runs from base 7 to 1359 and encodes 450 amino acids. Lineage: Eukaryota; Metazoa; Arthropoda; Insecta; Hemiptera; Aphididae. The transcript has 7 exons. Gene Ontology annotation, molecular function: peptidyl-prolyl cis-trans isomerase activity. Gene Ontology annotation, biological process: protein peptidyl-prolyl isomerization. The record is from RefSeq and is a predicted model, not a curated record.